CCCGGCCGCUCCCGCCCUGCCUCGCGCCGCCACCACCGCCACUGCUGCCGGCGCCGCUCCUCCUCCGUGUCAGUUGUUGGGCUGUAAUGGCGACUGGGCCGCCGCUGCCGAAGUGACUCCCGGGCGGGGGCGCGGGGCCGGUCCUGCGCCAGAGAGCACUGCAGAGAACCGCAGCCCAGUGGGUGACUUGCUGCGGGGGGGAGGGGAGGCAGCCUUUCCGCCUCUCCUUCCUUGGCUGCUGACCGGCGGAUCCUGGGAGCCGGUGCGAGGCGGGCACCCGGUGCGUCCCCUGAGCGGGGAGGCCAGGCCGGGCAGCCCUGGGGCAGGUCGGGGCGGCGUCCCUGCACCCUCCCCCAGGCCCUGCGGGAUGCACCGUGGGGGCCCAGGGCGGAGGCGACACUCUCAGGUAAAUUGGCAGGAUGAGGAGCAGCAAAUCAAAAGAGGUGCCUUUACUAAAUCCAAGGAACUCUCAAAGCAAGGAUACUGUUCAAGAUAUGACUGCAACGUGGGAUGCACUUUCUCAGACCAAGGCUGCUCUGAGACACAUUGAAAACAAAUUAGAAGUAACUCCUACAAGUACAGCUGUGUUUGAUUCUGUCAUGGAUGUCAAGAAAUCUUCUGCAAGUGCUACCCGUAAAAUAAGUAGAAAAGAUGGUAGGUAUCUGGAUGAUUCUUGGGUUAAUGCUCCAACCUCCAAAUCUUCUAAAUCGCGAAAAGAGAAAUCUCGCAGUCCUCUUAGAGCUACCACCCUGGAGAGUAAUGUGAAGAAAAACAAUCACGUGGAAUUUCGUGACCCUUUGGUUUCUUACAGGGAAAUCCAUGGUACACCUUCCAACUUAAGUCCCAGCCAUUUAGAGUCAAAGCAUGUAUAUUGUAUAGAUGUUAAUGAAGAAAAGGUGGAGAGUGGGAACCGAAUGAUACACAAUCGAGAAGAACGGAAUUUACAUUGUUGUGAUUUUGAAAGCUCUCAAUCAUCUGUCAUCAACGAUACAGUUGUUAGGUUUUUAAAUGAUCGACCAGCAAUUGAUUCAUUGCAUAGUUCUGAAUGUUUAAUUAAAAUGGGAGCUCCUGUGAGAACUGAGGAAGAAAUGCCUAAUAGAGCAAAAGGAAAUGAGAACAAUUCAAAGCCUUCUGUGAAUAACAUGGGCCAUGAUGUUGAUCCAAAAGUGUUACGGCUAACUGACUCUUCUCCAUCCUCUACUAGUACUUGUAAUUCCCAAAGAUUAGAUAUUUUAAAGCGACGACAACAUGAUGUCAAACUGGAAAAACUUAAGGAACGGAUUAGGAAACAGUGGGAACACUCAGAAGAAAUAAAUGGCCGGGGCCAGAAUCUGGGUCAUAUUGACCAUCCAGUAAUGGUUUUUAAUGCUGAUAGCUCAGUGACAGCAAAAGUCAGGAAAGUGGCAACAGCACCACCUGCUCCAACAUAUAAAGGUUUGUAAUCAGUCUUUGUAUCUUUUUUGCCUGCCUCUCUUCUCAUUCCCUUUUUUUCCUAGGAUGUAUUAUAGUAGAUUCAUCUUUCAAACAGGGUGUGAUUCUCAGUUAGCUACAUAAGAAAGCAUUUCAAGAUGCUAAAAACAUGCAGAUUCCAGAUACUUCACUGAAACUAUGUCAGAAUUACUGGCGAUGGGGUCCAGAAUUAGAAUUUUUAACAAGUCCCUUAAGAGACUUACAAGUUGAGAUUCAUUAUACGGACAUUGUUUGAAAUAGGAAAUAAGGAUUAGUACCUAU
Molecule: messenger RNA, 1731 nt
Organism: Castor canadensis (American beaver)
Lineage: Eukaryota; Metazoa; Chordata; Mammalia; Rodentia; Castoridae
Source: RefSeq, a predicted model, not a curated record